This is a messenger RNA of Thecamonas trahens ATCC 50062, 1511 nucleotides long. RefSeq names its product leucine-rich repeat protein. NCBI's taxonomy places the organism in Eukaryota, Apusomonadida, Apusomonadidae. Gene Ontology annotation, molecular function: protein binding. The record is from RefSeq and is a predicted model, not a curated record. Bases 108 to 1412 code for a protein of 434 amino acids. The transcript has a single exon.
CAUCCACCAAACUUGACUCUAGAGCACAUACAACAGUCUUAUACACUGAACCUUAUCCAUAGUAGUAGACUCGUCUGCGUUCACGAGUUAUAGCUCUUGGAGUAGUCAUGGCCACUCGGCCGGCCCGAGACGAUUCAAUUGUCCUCGACUCGUCGAGCUCAUCGCGUUCAUCGAGCCCAUCGUCGUCAUUGUCGUCGUCGUCGUCAUCAUCAUCAUCAUCAUCAUCAUCAUCAUCAUCGUCAACGUCGGCAUCAUUGAUAUCAUCACGCUCGUCUUUGUCAUACAACUCGGCAGUCUCAGCUGUGGAGCGAUCCGUCUCUGGUGGGCGCAUCCGUGUUCAGGCAGCAUCACGAUCAGACUCAAACGAUGAUGGCGAUGCUGAUGAUGGUGGUGGCAAUGCUCACCAGGGACAUUGGCAUGGAGACCUGCCUCAUGACACCAGCUUUCCGUCGCCGAGAGCAGUGCCCAUUCGACAGGCUGAAUCGGCAAGUGGCCUCCGCCCUGCACUGCGGGUUAGCUCGAUGGACGCGAGUCGGCUCGCAGCCUCGCUCUCGGCCGACACACUCUCGAGCUCACCGCCGGCAACAAGAGUCAUUCAGGCGCAGCGGAUGGCGCGGAUGGGCCGACGUCGGUCAUCGGUCUCGUUUUCCGGGCCGCAGAUCAAACCUGUUAAGCAUGCCAGUGGCGAGCUCUCGCUCAGUCUCACUCACGCCAAGCUCAACAUUGUGCCGCCGUCGGUGGUCGCCAACCCGGACCACGUCGCGGCACUGACCGAGCUGGACCUCUCCCACAACACCAUCGCACAGCUGCCUGACAGCAUCACUCGGCUGACGACUCUGGCCGCGCUGGAUGUGUCAGCCAACAAGCUGACCACGCUGCCGGAGACCAUGGCCGAGCUGAGCGCGUCGCUCACCCAUCUCGACCUUUCGCAAAACCGCGGCUGUGGCAGCCUGCCAAGCGUCGUCGGCUCACUGAAGAGCCUCACGUCGCUCAGUGUGGCUGAUAUUGGCCUCACAGUCAUCCCAGCUGCGCUUAUCAGGCUCACCGGACUGACUCGCCUCGACCUCUCCCGCAACCGACUUGGCCGCCUUCCGCGGCAGAUCGGCCGCCUCCGGGAGCUUGUCGAGCUCGACAUCUCGCACAACAUGCUUCGCUCUCUGCCGCCUGCGCUCGGCACGCUCGCCACCGACUACAACCUCCGCGAGUGUGCCAUGGAUGGCAAUCCGUUUGAUGAUGUGCUGGAAGAGGUGCACGCCUCGCGCGGCUCUGCGGCGGUUCUGCUCGAUUUAGCCGCGGCGGCGUCGCGCUCCAUCGGCAGCGUGUCGACAGCCUCUGGUUCUGCACUCCCGCUGGUUGUUGCCGAUGCCUAUGCCGACGACUCGUCGUCGUCGUCGGCCGACGACGUGGUGUAGCGCGACAUUGGGCGAGGCCUUGGUUUACCCCCACCGGACCGAACCCUCGUUCAUCACCGAACUCCUCUUGGACGAGUUGGUAAACGACUUGGCCUGCGA